AAUAGACAGAACGGAAUUGAAAGCUCCCAUUUUUUGCAGAGUUUUCGGUUUUUAGCCGUGUCCUCGUCUUUUAUUGCCUAAAGAAUGGGUGAUAAAAAGAAAGACGAAGCGGCUGCAGAUCAUCGUCUUGAUUUUGUGAAUAAUUACCUGACGAAAUCGUUGAAACUGAAACAGGAUAAAUGGGCAAAAAUGUUUCAAGAUGCAGAUAGUAAGAAACUUUUUAUGAAUUUUCUCGACAAUGGAAGCGUACCAAUGAUGAUAAUGUAUAUGGCACCAUCGGGUCUUUUAACACCAUCAUAUACAUAUCCGGCAAACAUGAAAAGUAAAGGUAGUUAUUUCAUUCGAAGAAUUCCUGAAAUUUUAACUGUUGAAAAUAUGAAACAAGUGCUCAUUAUCGGUGAUUAUUCUUAUAAAUCGGUGGAAGAACUUUCAGUUUUAACUGAAGACAUUUUUGUGCCAUUAUUAAGUAAUCCUAAGAAUCAUGUGGGAUGGCCGAAAGUUGUAGCACAAGAUGUCCAAGCUCAUAUAGAAAUGUUCAAAAAUACGGUUUAUCAAUUGCGUGGUGCUCUUAAAAGUCAACCUCUUCUACCAUUACCACCUGGAACUAAUGAAAUAUUUGAAGUAGUAAAUAGAUUCACAGAAAGUGAAGGAGCUGAUUAUGAUCUUCAUUUGAAAGCAGCUAUAGAAAAUGCUGUAAUAAUUUGGUUUAAUAUUUGCUCCGAUGUAUUAAAACAAAAUUCAAGAUUAGCUUUUGCUGGUGGUGCAAAUCCGACUCCAAUGAAAGAGGUAGAAUUUUGGAAUUUUCGAUUAAAAAGUCUUGAAUGUAUUUAUGACCAGUUAAGAGAUCCUCGUGUUAAACAAAUGAUACAUUAUUUAGAAUUAACUGAAAGCUCUUAUUUAUCGUGUUUUAAGUCGACAUUUAAAAAUAUCGUAGCCGCAAUUUUAGAAGCUAGAGAUAUUUGUUUGUAUUUAAAACCGAUGAUCAAACAUUUUUUAUCGAUGGAAGAAGACUUUCUUGAAAAUGAUAAAUACAUCAAGCCGCUCUGUCACGUUCUUGGAAUGUUGUGGGCACAUUCAAGAUAUUAUUGUACGAGCAGUAAAAUGGUGACAUUAUUACAAGAAAUUGGAAAUUUAUUUAUUGAAGCUGUUGCUAAAGCUAUUGAUCCAAGUUCAAUUUUUCAAGGUGAACCUGAAGAAGUUUUGAAAAAACUAAUAAUCUGUAUUGACAACUUGGAAUUAUUUACACGUUCCUUUGAAAAUGUACGAAACGAUUUGGAAAGUUAUUUUCCGGAAGAUGUCGAGUUCGUUCCGUGGAAUUUUCAUGCAAGAAAUGUUUUUCAACGUUUAUUUGAUUUUAUGACACGAUUAAAUUUGAUAAGAGACAUACUAGAAACUACCAUAGAAUUUUUGAAAUUGGAAAAAGUUGAAAUUGGUGGAUUAAAAGGACGAUCACUUUCUAGUAAAGUUAUUGAAGUUCUCGAAGAUUUUAAUUUAGCAUUUAAAGUAUUUCCAAAUAUACAAUAUGACAUAUUACUUCCUGAAGAUCAUAACAUUGAAACUGAUUAUAGAGAAUUUAUGGAUAAAUGUUAUGAUUUAGAUCGAAGACUGGCUGCUAUUUUCGUCCAAGCAUUAGAUGAAUGUAUCAAUAUAACCAGUUUUUUUAAAUUUGUUUCUAUUUGUGGAUCAUUACUUGAACGUCCAGUAAUAGCAGCUGAAAUUUACGAUAAAUAUAAAGUAGCACUUGGAUAUUUAAACGAAGAAUGCGACACAGUUAAAAUACUGUAUGAUGAAGGUAUUAAGGGUGUAAUACCAAUUGAUAAAUAUUUUCCACCUGUAGCUGGUAGAAUGUUUUGGUUAAUGAAGUUGAGAGAACGUAUUGCAAAACCGGGCAACGAGUUUAAAUUAGUCGAGCACGAAGUCGUUCAAUCUGAAGAAGCCGAUUACGUUUAUACAAAAUGGAAUGAGAUGUUAGAUAUCAUUAAAAACGAUGAACAUCAAACGAUGGCAGCUUGGUUAGCCACGGUUCCUGGUAUUCUUAGUGUGAGUCUAAAUAAGACACAAUUAACAAGGCAGGAUGGAUUACUUGCUUUAAAUUUGGACAAAGAAUUGGUGUGUCUGCUUCGUGAAGUUAAGUAUUUAAGGGCAUUAGAAUUAGAAGAUAUUGACCCAGCAGCGCGUGAAUUAUUUGAACGAUACGAAGAACUUUACAACGUUAUUAUGAAACUUAUACGAAUCGUUGAAUGGUACAAUCAUUUAAAAACGAGAACUUUACCGGAAGAACGUGGAUUAAUUGCUGAUCAAGUUGAUGAUAUUGAUGUUAAAUUAAGUUCUCUUAUUAAUAAUUUAACAUGGGCUAGCGACAAUACAGAAUUCAUCGAAGACACUUACAAUCAAAUAAAAGAUCUUUACGAUCGCGUUCUACUCGCCGAAUCUAACAUUUCUCAUUACUUAGCAGAUAUAGAUGCUUGGGCAAAAGAAUCGUUAUAUGAAAGGCGUGAAAAAAAAGAUGAAAACCCCAUCAUGUUAGAUGAUAGAAAGGAACGCGUGCAAAGACGUUUCGAUCAAGUGACAGCUUGCGCUCAAGAAAUCGAUAAAGCACGAGAAAUGAAUUAUAUGUUAUACUUUAAUAUUCCAAUACCAUCUGAAGAGCCAGAAGUAUCUGACGAAGAAGAAGAUAAACCUGUAGAAGCAGAUGAAGGUGGUGAAGGAGAAAAGGAUGGGAAAAAGAAAGAUAAAAAAGAUGAAGAAGCUUCAAAAGAUGAGAAAAAAGGUGGGAAAAAGGGAAAAGAAGAAGAAGCCACAAAAGAUGAGAAAAAAGUUGGGAAAAAAGGAAAAGAUGAUAAACCUGAGGAAGCAGAAUCUAAAGAUGCUAAGGAUGAUAAAGGUGGUAAAGGAAAAGGUGGUAAAGAUGAACCACCAGCUGAUCCACCUGAACCUGAAAAAACACCUGAAGAAAUUGAAGCUGAAGAAAAUCGAACAAAAGCUUGGAAUUUAUAUGAAGUUUAUUUAGAUAAAGUACUUCUUCAAAGAAUGAUUAGUGCUACCCACGUUUCUUUCAGUUUUUUUAACAAAGAAAUGGUUGAUGAUAAAGUAUCAUAUCCACUUUUUGAGCUUUUAGCUGAACUUCAUGAACCAAAUGUCAUUUUUAUGCCAUCCGUUGAUUUAGAUGAUCCAGAUAAUGUAUUAUAUUUUAUACAAACAUUAUUACAGGAUAUUCACAAUAUGUCUUUACAUAUGCCUCGAAUAAUAAAAAUAAAUCCACCACCGGAAGAAGAUCCUGAUGCACCACCGCCAGUACCCGAUGAGGAGAAAACGAUUACAACAGCAGUUGGUACUUUAACCGACGCUGGUGAUGACCCUACUCAGGGAACUGAAGGUGAAGAACCACCAGUUCUCUCAUAUGAUGAACAAGAUAAUUAUUUACAAGAAAUUCUUGAUGAUCUUACAUUAAAAACUAUGUACGAUGAAAUAUUAAAUAUUGUAGCAAAUGCAAUUGAUGGUGUUGUAACUUACGAGAAAACACUUGAUAAAUAUUCUUAUCUAUGGAUAGAUGAUAGAAAAGAAUAUUUAGAAGAAUUUUUAAAGUACGCGCGGCAACUAACUGCUGAUGAAAUUGAAAUGUUGAAAGAUGAAACAGCUGACCCUAUACCAGAGUCAAAACCAACUAUACCACAAUUUAAAGACGAAAUCGAUAAAUAUGAAGCUUUAUAUAAAGAAGUUGAAAAAAUGCCUACAGAAUUUAUAGUUAAUACAUGGUUAAGAAUUGAUUUGAGGCCAUUAAGACAAGCUAUACUUAAUAUUGUAUGUAAAUGGAGUAAUAUGUUUAAACAACAUCUUGUAGAUCACGUCAUGAAUAGUAUAAAUGAAUUAGAAGAAUUUAUUAUUGAUGCAAUUAAAGUUAUGCAAACUCCUCUUGAUGAGGAUGACUAUGAUGGACUUCUUAAAGUGAUGGGUUAUUUAUUUAAAGUUAAAGAACGUACUCCAGCUACAGAUGUUAUGUUUGAACCAUUGAAACAAAUUAUGGAUUUAUUAAAAGAAUAUGGCGUUGAAUUUACAGAAGAAGUUUAUACACAGUUACAAGAAUUACCUGAUAAAUGGUUAACAUGUAAAAAAGUUGCUGCUACAACAAAACAAGCUGUGGCACCGUUACAAGCAAAACAGAUUAAUGCAAUUAAAAGAAGAAUUUCUGUCCUUGAUAUUAGACAAAGUGUACAUAGAGAUUAUUUCAGGAGGCAAAGUUUUUUCAAAUUUUCCUGUACCAACAUGUACAAAUUACUCGAUAAAUGUAAUAUGCAAAUUACGGAAUUAGAAAAUUACCAACAGGAUUUGGGCGAACAGGCGAAUCUCUUUGAAUUAACAAUGCCCGAGUUUAAACAAUUAAAAUGUUCCCGGAAAGAAUUACGAUUAUUAAAACAAUUAUGGGAUUUUGUUAAUAUCGUUAAUUCAUCGAUUGACGAAUGGAAAUACACGCGGUGGAAAAAAAUUGACGUUGAAGGUAUGGAAAUGGAGCUGAAAAAGUUUGCAAAAGAAGUUCGUACUAUGGAUAAGGAAAUUAAAGGUUGGGAUGUUUAUAUACAAAUGGAAGCUCAAAUUAAAAAUAUGUUAACUUCGUUGAGAGCUGUUACUGAAUUGCAAAAUCCAGCUAUAAGAGAUAGACAUUGGAUACAAUUAAUGCAAGCUACAAAGGUAAAAUUUGUAAUGGAUGAUGAUACUACAUUGAAUGAUCUUUUGGCAUUGAAGCUUCACGAAUAUGAGGAAGAAGUAAAGACUAUAGUUGAUAAAUCUGUAAAAGAAAUGGCGAUGGAAAAGGUAUUGAAAGAAUUAAAUGCAACGUGGACAACAAUGGAAUUUGGUACUGAGAUGCAUGAGAGAACGAAAAUGAAAUUAUUGGUUGCAUCUGAAGAGUUAAUUGAAACAUUAGAAGACAACCAAGGACAACUUCAAAAUAUGAUGACAUCGAAAUUUAUUGCAUUUUUCUUGGAAGAAGUUUCUGAUUGGCAAAAAAAAUUAUCGAACGCCGAUCAAGUUAUAAAUAUCUUCUUUGAAGUACAAAGAAAAUGGACUUAUUUAGAAAGUAUUUUCGUUGGUUCUGAAGAUAUAAGAAAUCAAUUACCAGAAGAUUCAAAACGUUUUGAUAAACUCGAUAAAGAUUUUAAAGACGUUUUAGGAUCGAUGACAUCUAAUUUAAAUGUUGUUAAAGCAACGAAUAAACCCGGAUUAUAUGAACGUUUAGAAGUAAUUCUCCAGCAACUACUACUUUGUGAAAAAGCUCUUAAUGAUUAUCUUGAAACUAAACGACUUGCAUUUCCAAGGUUUUACUUUGUAUCAUCAGCUGAUUUAUUAGAUAUUUUAUCGAACGGAAAUCAACCUGAAUUAGUUGGAAAACAUCUUACAAAAUUAUUUGAUAAUUUAGCUAAAUUGGUUUUUGUUGACGCAAAAAGAGCAAAAGGUAUGAUUUCUAAGGAGAAUGAAGAAUAUGUUGAAUUUCCAUCGUUUUGUGAUUGUUCUGGUAAAGUUGAAGUUUGGUUAAAUCGUGUUAUUGAUAUAAUGAGAGCCACUUUACAUAAAUCAUUUGGUGAAGCAAUUGUAACCUACGAUGAAAAACCAAGAGAAGUAUGGAUUUUUGAUUAUCCAGCUCAACCAGCAUUAUGCGGUACACAAAUUUGGUGGACAACAGAAGUAAAUGUUGCUUUCAGUAAAUUAGAGGAAGGAUAUGAAAACUCAGUUAAAGAUUAUAAUAAGAAACAAAUUGCCCAAUUGGGUUCGUUAAUUGUAUUACUAUUGGGUGAUCUAACACCAGGUGACCGACAAAAAACAAUGACAAUUUGUACAAUUGAUGUACAUUCAAGAGAUGUUGUUGCAAAAAUGAUUGUACAAAAAGUUGAAAGUUCCCAAGCUUUCCAAUGGCAAAGUCAACUACGACAUCGAUGGGAUGUUAAAAUUAAAGAUUGCUUUGCGAAUAUUUGCGAUGCCCAAUUUAGAUAUCAAUACGAAUAUUUAGGGAAUACUCCAAGAUUAGUUAUUACACCGUUAACUGAUCGAUGUUAUAUCACGUUAACACAAAGUUUACAUCUUAUUAUGGGUGGAGCACCAGCUGGUCCUGCUGGAACAGGAAAAACUGAAACAACUAAAGAUUUAGGAAAGGCUUUGGGCAUUAUGGUUUAUGUAUUUAAUUGUUCCGAGCAAAUGGAUUAUCGAUCGUGCGGAAAUAUUUAUAAAGGAUUAGCACAAACUGGUACUUGGGGAUGUUUUGAUGAAUUUAAUCGAAUUUCAGUUGAAGUAUUAUCCGUCGUGGCUGUACAAGUAAAAUGUAUUCAAGAUGCGAUUAAAGAUAAAAAACAAAGAUUUUUCUUUUUGGGAGCUGAUAUAAUUUUAACCCCCACAAUUGGAAUAUUUAUUACGAUGAAUCCUGGGUAUGCAGGAAGAACCGAACUCCCAGAAAACUUAAAAGCAUUAUUUAGACCCUGCGCAAUGGUAGUUCCCGAUUUUGAAUUAAUUUGCGAAAUUAUGUUGGUCGCUGAAGGUUUCUUAGAUGCAAGAUUACUUGCGAGAAAAUUCAUUACCCUUUACACUUUGUGUAAAGAAUUAUUAAGUAAACAAGAUCAUUACGAUUGGGGAUUAAGAGCAAUUAAAUCUGUAUUGGUAGUUGCGGGUUCUUUAAAAAGAAGCGAUCGUCAAAGACCGGAAGAUCAAGUGCUUAUGAGAGCAUUAAGAGAUUUUAACAUACCAAAAAUAGUAACUGAUGAUGUACCAGUGUUUAUGGGAUUAAUUGGCGAUCUAUUUCCUGCAUUGGAUGUACCCAGAAAAAGAAAUGUUGAUUUUGAGAAACUGGUAAAAGCAUCAUCAAUUGAUCUAAAAUUACAACCGGAAGAAGGAUUUGUUUUAAAAAUAGUACAAUUGGAAGAAUUAUUCGCUGUAAGACAUUCCGUGUUUAUUAUUGGAUUUGCUGGAACCGGUAAAACUAUGGUAUGGAAAACGCUAAAUCGUACAUAUUUUAAUCAAAAACGAAAACCAUUUUAUAACGAUUUAAAUCCAAAAGCUGUAACAAACGACGAAUUGUUUGGCGUAAUAAAUCCUGCAACUCGUGAAUGGAAAGAUGGAUUAUUUUCUGUAAUUAUGCGAGAUCAAGUUAAUAUACCUGGCAACGGUCCGAAAUGGAUCGUUUUAGAUGGAGAUAUUGAUCCGAUGUGGAUCGAAUCAUUAAACACUUUAAUGGAUGAUAAUAAAGUUUUAACUUUAGCAAGUAAUGAAAGAAUUGCCUUAACACCGUAUAUGAGGUUAUUAUUUGAAAUUGCUUCAUUAAGAACAGCAACACCUGCUACAGUUUCUCGAGCUGGUAUUUUAUAUAUAAAUCCUGCCGAUUUAGGUUGGAAUCCUUAUGUAGCUUCCUGGAUAGAUACAAGAACUAAUCAAAGUGAAAAGGCUAAUUUAAUGAUCCUUUUCGAUAAAUAUGUUCCACCUUGUUUAGAUAUGGUCAGAGGAAAAGUUAAAAAAAUUACGCCAAUAUCUGAAAUUGCUCAUAUCUCGAUGCUUUGCUUUCUUUUGGAUUGUUUUUUGACACAAGUAAACGUACCGGCUGAUUGUCCAAAAGAAUGGUAUGAAAUUUAUUUUGUUUUUUCGACGGUGUGGGCUUUUGGGUCUGCUUUAUUUCAAGAUCAAAUCACCGAUUGGCGUAAUGAAUUCAGUAAAUGGUUUACAAAUGAAUUUAAAACAGUUAAAUUUCCUGCAGCUGGAACUGUUUUUCAUUAUUACAUCGAACAGGAAACUAAACGUUUCUCCCCUUGGACUGAUUUAGUUAAACCAUUUGAAUUAGAUCCUGAUAUUCCUCUACAAUCAACUUUGGUGAAUACAGCUGAAACGACAAGAAUUCGAUUUUUUAUGGAUCAUUUAAUGGAACAAAGACAUCCAAUUAUGUUAAUUGGUAGUUCUGGAAGUGGAAAAUCCGUAUUGGUUGCUGAAAAGUUGAAUGAACUCUCUGAUAGCUACGCAAUCCAAAAUGUCCCAUUUAACUUUUACACAACAUCCGAAAUGUUACAAAAAGUAUUGGAGAAGCCUUUAGAAAAAAAAGCUGGUAGAGUUUAUGGGCCGCCUGGUAAUAAAUUAAUGAUUUAUUUUGUUGAUGAUAUGAAUAUGCCUGAAGUUGAUAAAUAUUUUACUGUUCAACCUCAUACAUUAAUCAGGCAACAUAUGGAUUAUCAACAUUGGUAUGAUAGGCAAAAAUUAUCUUUAAAAGAUAUCAACAAUGUUUUAUUUGUAUCUUGUAUGAACCCAACAGCUGGUUCUUUUACGAUCAAUCCAAGAUUACAAAGACAUUUUUGUGUAUUUGCUGUCAGUUUUCCUGCAAAUGAUGCAGUUUCUUAUAUUUAUAAUAACAUUUUGGGUCAACAUAUAGGAACAAAAUCAAACAAAUAUAAUCCCACAAUCGAAAAAUGGGUUGAACCGAUUGUUGCCAUAGCGAUGGCGUUACACGGAAAAAUGUCUCAGACAUUUUUACCAACCGCAAUUAAAUUUCAUUACGUGUUUAAUUUACGUGAUUUAUCAAACAUAUUUCAAGGCAUACUGUUUACAACCGGAGAUGCGAUUAAAACUCAAACUGAUUUUAUAAGAUUAUGGAUGCACGAAGCAACACGAGUUUACUGUGAUAAACUAGUUGAUGCUAAAGAUAUCGACACAUUUACUAAAAUGAUUAAUGAGAUUGUUAAAAAGGGGUUCGAAGAAAUAAAUGAACACGACGUUAUGGAAAAACCAUUGAUAUUUUGUCAUUUUGCUGAUGGCAUUGGCGAUCCUAAAUAUAACCAAAUUCAUAAUUACGAUCUUUUAUCCAAAUUAUUAAAUGAUGCUUUAGGUGGCUAUAAUGAUUUAGUGGCAGCUAUGAACUUGGUUCUCUUUGAGGAUGCAAUGAAUCAUGUUUGUCGAAUAAAUCGAAUAAUGGAGGCACCAAGAGGUAACGGUUUAAUGGUUGGUGUAGGCGGGUCUGGUAAACAAUCCUUAACCAGAUUAUCGUCUUUUAUUUCAUCAUUAGAAGUAUUUCAAAUACAAUUAAAAAAAGGAUAUGCUAUGGCCGACAUGAAAGCUGAUAUAGCGCAAAUUUAUAAUAAAGCAAUCUUGAAAAAUAUAAGCACCGUAUUUUUAAUGACAGAUGCUCAAGUUCCUGAAGAAAAGUUCUUAGUUAUUGUUAACGAUAUGUUAGCAUCAGGCGAAGUACCUGAUUUACUAGCUGAUGACGAAAUGGAAAAUAUCAUUAAUGCUGUCAGAGGUUUAGUUAAAGCAGCUGGGCAAGAAGACACAAAAGAAACUUGUUGGAAAUUUGUCAUCGAUAAAGUUAGAAAAUUAAUGAAAAUAUUAUUAUGUUUUUCACCCGUCGGAUCAGUUCUUAGAAUCCGUGCACGUAAAUUUCCAGCUGUUGUUAGCUGUACUUCUAUAAAUUGGUUUCAUGAAUGGCCAAAACAAGCUUUAAUAUCAGUAUCAACACGAUUUUUAUCCGAAAUUGAAGAGUUACCUAAACCCCUUGUAGCAUCAGUUUCAUUAUUUAUGUCACACGUUCACUCUGUAGUCAAUGAUAUGUCAGUUGUGUAUCUUCAAAACGAUAGAAGAUAUAAUUACACAACGCCAAAAACAUUUUUAGAACAAAUUGCGUUAUAUUCAAAAUUGUUAAAAGAAAAAGUCAAAGGUAUUGAAGAUAAUAUAAUGAGAUUAGAAGUUGGUUUAUUGAAACUAGCUGAAACAGCGAAAGAUGCCGAUGGCUUAAAAGAUGUUUUAGCUGUACAAGAAGUAGAACUAGCUGCUAAAAAUGCCGAUGCGGACAAAUUAGUUGCUGUUUUAUCAGUUGAAAAUGAAAAAGUUAGUAAAGAACAAGAAGGAGCUAGCGAAGAAGAAGCUAAAGUAAAAGUGAUCGAGGAAGAUGUUGGCGUUCAACAAAAGCUUUGCGAAGCUGAUUUAGUUAAAGCUGAACCGGCUCUUCUCGCUGCACAAGCAGCUUUAAAUACAUUAAAUAAAAACAAUUUGACUGAAUUAAAAUCUUUUGGUACCCCGCCCGAUGCAGUGGUUGCCGUAGCUGCCGCUGUUUUGUUACUGUUUUCACCAAAAGGUAAAAUACCAAAAGAUAGAAGUUGGAAAGCUAGUAAAUUAAUGAUGGGAAAAGUUGAUCAAUUUUUAAACGAUCUUAUUUAUUAUGAUAAAGAAAACAUGAAUCCAGAAGUUGUAAAAGUUGUGAGAGAUUAUCUUAAAGAUCCAGAAUUUACACCCGAAAAGAUUUUAGCAAAAUCAAUAGCAGCAGCUGGAUUAUGCGCUUGGGUAAUCAACAUCGUCAAAUUUUAUGAUGUUUUUGUUGUUGUUGAACCUAAACGGAAAGCUUUGGCUAAAGCUAAUGCCGAUUUAAAUGAAGCUAGACAACGUUUGCUAAUGCUAAAAGAGAAAUUGGAUGCUUUGGAAGAGCAAUUAGCUGUUUUAAGGGGCAAUUACGAUGCUGCCAUGGAAUUAAAAAUGAAAUGUCAAAAAGAAGCUGACGCUACAAAUAAAAUGAUUGAUUUAGCUCGAAGAUUAGUUAAUGGUUUAGCUUCGGAAAGUGUACGCUGGAAAGAAUCAAUAAAACAUUUACAUGAAACCCGCGUAACGAUCCCGGGAGAUAUAUUAUUAGUAACAGCUUUUAUAUCUUACGUCGGAUGUUUUACGAGAAAUUAUAGAAUAAGAAUGCAAGAUGAAUUUUGGAUACCCUUUAUAAAAAAAUUAGAACCUGCAAUACCUAUGAGUGAGGGUUUAGAUCCAUUAUCUUUAUUAACAUCGGAUGCACAAAUUGCUCAAUGGAAUAAUGAAGGUUUGCCAACUGAUCGAAUGUCUGCAGAAAAUGCUACGAUUCUUACAAAUUCCGCUAGAUGGCCAUUAAUGAUUGAUCCACAAUUACAAGGAAUUAAAUGGAUUAAAACUAAAUAUGGAGCUGAAUUGCAUGUUAUUAGAUUAACAAUGCGAAAUUAUUUAGAUCAGAUUGAAAAUUGUAUUUCAAAUGGAUCCAUAGUAUUAUUGGAAAAUAUAGGUGAAACUGUCGAUGCUGUAUUAGAUCCAGUAUUAGGAAGAGUAUUGAUUAAAAAAGGAAGAUGUGUGAAAAUUGGUGAUAAAGAAGUUGAUUAUGAUCCAAGAUUUAGAUUAAUUUUACAUACAAAAUUGGCUAAUCCACAUUAUAAGCCUGAAAUUCAAGCGCAAACGACCUUAAUUAAUUUUACGGUAACCAGGGAUGGUUUGGAGGAACAACUUUUAGCUGAAGUUGUAAAAGCUGAAAGACCAGAUUUGGAAUUAUUAAAAUCAUCGUUGACAAAACAACAAAAUGAUUUUAAAAUUACCUUAAAAUAUUGUGAAGAUACUUUAUUGGAAAGAUUAUCUUCGGCUACAGGAAAUAUUUUAGGUGAUGAAGAAUUGGUGAUAAAUUUAGAAACCACGAAAAAAACGUCUGAAGAAAUUCAAGUAAAAGUAGCCGAAGCUAAAAUAACGUCGGUAAAAAUCGAUGAAGCCAGGGAACAAUAUCGACCAGCUGCGGGGAGAGCUUCUCUCAUUUACUUCAUUUUAAACGAUUUAAAUAAGAUUAAUGCUAUUUAUCAAUUUUCUUUGAAAGCAUUUAGCGUGGUUUUUAAAUAUUCACUUUCCAUAGCUGAACCUGCUGAAAAACUUAAAGAUCGUUUAGUUAACUUAUUGGACAGCAUAACAUUUUCAGUUUUUAUGUACACAACACGAGGUCUUUUUGAAUGUGAUAAAUUAACAUUUAUGGCGCAGAUGUCAUUUCAGAUUUUACUAACUGCGGGAGAAAUACAACGUGAUGAAUUAGAUUUUCUAUUAAGAUUUCCCAUUGUGGCUGGUGUCGUUUCACCAAUGGAUUUUCUAUCAAACGUUUGUUGGGGAGGAAUUAAAGCAUUAUCUCUAAUGGAUGAAUUCAAAGGUUUAGAUAAAGAUUUGGAAGGUUCCGCCAAACGAUGGAAUAAAUUCGUUGACAGUGAAUGCCCUGAGAAAGAAAAAUUGCCAGGUGAAUGGAAGAAUAAGUCAUCUUUACAAAGACUUUGUAUGAUGCGAGCUUUAAGACCAGAUCGAAUGACAUAUGCUGUUAGAGGAUUUAUUGAAGAAAAACUUGGAAGCAAAUUUAUUACAGCAAGAACUGUUUCUUUUGAAAAAUCUUAUGAAGAAACUAGUAAUGCAACACCGACAUUUUUCAUUUUAUCACCGGGAGUAAACCCGUUAAAAGAUGUUGAAAGAAUUGGUAAACAACUUGGUUUUGCGAUUGACAAUGGAAAUUUUCAUAGUAUUUCUUUGGGGCAAGGUCAAGAAAUUGUUGCUGAAAAUGCAAUGGAUGUAGCAGCCCGAGAGGGACAUUGGGUUAUACUUCAAAAUAUUCAUUUAGUUGCAAGAUGGUUACCAACUUUGGAGAAAAAAAUGGAACAAUAUAAUGAAAACUCUAACGAAAAUUAUCGAUUAUAUCUUAGUGCUGAAGCAGCUGCAGAUCCAGCAAAUAAUGUUUUACCUCCUGGAAUUCUAGAAUCUUCUAUAAAAAUUACUAAUGAACCACCGACAGGAAUGUUUGCCAAUUUACAUAAAGCUUUAGAUAAUUUUACUCAAGAAACUUUAGAAAUGUCAUCAAAAGAAACAGAAUUUAAAACAAUUUUAUUUUCAUUAUGUUAUUUCCAUGCUGUAGUUGCUGAAAGACGCAAGUUUGGCCCUCAAGGUUGGAACAGAAAUUAUCCAUUUAACGUAGGCGAUUUAACAAUAAGUGUUAACGUUUUAUAUAAUUAUCUUGAAAACAAUGCCAGAGUCCCAUGGGAAGAUUUAAGAUAUCUAUUUGGAGAAAUAAUGUAUGGUGGUCAUAUUACCGAUGAUUGGGAUAGAAGACUUUGCAGAACUUACUUACAAACUUAUAUGCAACCGGAAUUACUUGAUGGAGAACUAUAUCUUGCAGUUGGAUUUUUAUCUCCACCAAACACUGAUUAUGUUGGCUAUCAUAGAUACAUUGACGAUAGAUUACCACCAGAAUCACCAUAUCUUUACGGUUUACACCCAAAUGCUGAAAUUGGAUUUUUAACCAACACAUCAGAAAUGUUAUUUAAAACCAUUUUUGGGUUACAACCAAAAGAUGCAGGUGCUGGUGGUGCUGGUGGACAGACCCGUGAAGAAAAAGUUAGAUCUUUAUUGGAUGAUAUCUUAGAUAGAUUACCACCUGCUUUUAAUGUUCAAGAAAUGAUGGCUAAAAUAGAAGAUCGGUCCCCAUAUAUUAUUGUUUGUUUCCAAGAAUGUGAUAGAAUGAAUGCUUUAACAUCAAUAAUGCGAAGAUCAUUAACCGAAUUAGAUUUGGGAUUAAAAGGCGAGUUGACAAUCACUUCGGAAAUGGAAAGUUUAGAAGAAUCACUCUUUAUGGAUAAAGUUCCUGAUUAUUGGGCAGCGAAAGCUUAUCCUUCACUAUUACCAUUAGGUCAAUGGUACGCUGAUUUAGGACUUAGAGUUAGAGAAUUAGAAGGAUGGACAACUGACUUUUCAAUGCCCUCCUCUGUAUGGCUCGGAGGUUUUUUCAACCCACAAUCAUUUUUAACGGCAAUUAUGCAACAAACUGCGCGUAAAAACGAGUGGCCUUUAGACAAAAUGUGCUUGCUGACUGAUGUUACUAAAAAACAGAAGGAAGAUUUUACUUCAGCUCCGAGAGAAGGUGCCUACGUCAAUGGUUUAUUUAUGGAAGGUGCUAAAUGGGAUACCCAAGCGUGUGUAAUUGGAGAAUCAAAAUUAAAAGAACUCUUCCCAGUAGUCCCGGUUGUUUUCAUUAAAGCUAUUACACAAGAUAAGCAGGAUUUAAGAAACAUGUAUGAUUGUCCUGUUUAUAAAACUAGAAGCAGGGGACCGACGUUUGUAUGGACCUUCAAUUUGAAAACGAAAGAAAAACCUGGGAAAUGGACUCUCGCUGGAGUUGCUAUUUUAUUGCAAAUUUAGCAGAUAUAAACAAAUUUUAUUC
Molecule: messenger RNA, 13972 nt
Organism: Onthophagus taurus
Lineage: Eukaryota; Metazoa; Arthropoda; Insecta; Coleoptera; Scarabaeidae
Product: dynein beta chain, ciliary
Biological process (GO): microtubule-based movement
Cellular component (GO): axonemal dynein complex
Molecular function (GO): dynein intermediate chain binding; dynein light intermediate chain binding; ATP binding
Source: RefSeq, a predicted model, not a curated record